CUUAUCUUCAGAUGCACAAAUAGUUUGGGGCCUGUUUGGAAUGUUACCGUGCCAUUGAAAUUGAGGGUAAUUAUACAAUUUUUAUAUGUUUUUCUUAUCAACUAAUAAUUGUUUAGUCUUUUUUGGUCCAUUCUUAUCUCCAUUGCAGUGAAGCGGAAAAACUUUACCUACUCCGAAAAAUGGUUCAGAGACUUACAUGUCGAAAGAGGUACAGUUAUGCCACCAAAUCCAAUCAACAUAGGGUUAUCAAAACUCCUGGUGGAAUGCUAAUUUACCAGACCACCAAGAAGAGAGCCAGUGGUCCUAAAUAUCCAAUUACUGGGAAGGGAAUCCAGGGGAUUUCACACUUGAGACCUGCUGAAUACAAGAGAUCCAGAUUGCAUAGAAACCGCAGGACUGUGAAUCGUGCGUAUGGAGGUGUGCUGUCUGGACGUGCCGGAAGGGAGAGAAUCAUUCGGGCCUUCUUGGUUGAAGAACAAAAAAUUGUGAAGAAGGCGUUGAAGAUUCAGAAGGCAAAGGAAAUCUAGCCUCAAAGUAGAUAGACUGAAGUCUCUGUCAAUUCUAUUAUGAUUUCAGAUAACUUAGCUUUGAUGACGAUGAAGAUGUGUGAAAGAACAUGUUGAAAUGCAAGUACCACAUUU
Lycium ferocissimum is the source of this 641-nucleotide messenger RNA. RefSeq names its product large ribosomal subunit protein eL34-like. The transcript has a single exon. The record is from RefSeq and is a predicted model, not a curated record. Gene Ontology annotation, biological process: ribosome biogenesis; translation. Gene Ontology annotation, molecular function: structural constituent of ribosome. Gene Ontology annotation, cellular component: ribosome; cytosolic large ribosomal subunit. Bases 180 to 527 code for a protein of 115 amino acids. Lineage: Eukaryota; Viridiplantae; Streptophyta; Magnoliopsida; Solanales; Solanaceae.